ACGACGCCUCGCCAUCAGAUCUCAACGUCUCGCCGAUAAUGUCUUGUCGACAGAUCUCGACGCCUCAUUGACGAUGCCUUGUCAUAGAUAUCUCAAUCGCUGGCCAUGCUUGCUCAUCUGAAUCGUCAAGGCGCAGAGCCUCAUCCUCAAGUUUGACAUCAUAAUCCGUUGUUGCCACCAUCCUCGCGUCUUGAAGCCUCAACGACCUGCGACGGAGGCUUAAAGCGUUGCUGACAAAUGCUAAUAUGAUCGGAUUUGCAGUAGUCCUCGUCAAGUCAGCGCCCUCCUCCAAUCCAACAAUCAUCGCCGAUCGGGCCACCUCCGUCCUAGCCAAGUCCUAUGUCGAAGGCUCCAAGGUCAACGACCUGACCUUGCUCGAGUUUAGCUUUUGUUGCCUUGCAGGAAAUCGCCCGAAUUCUCAUAGUAGUAUCUUUUGGUGCUUGUGGUAGUAGCCUUUGGUGCUUGUGGCAGUAUCUUUUCUGACUUCGCCGAAAGUUGUUGGAGACCUUGCUGGAGCUGGCUAAAAGUCGCCGGAGAUGGAUGGAGACUUUUUAGACUUUUCUGAGUGUGGCCGGAAAAGUUGAGACCCGCCAGAGUUUAACUGUAAACAGCCGAGACUCGCCAGACCUUACCUGAGAUUGGCUGGAGACUUCGCCAGAGAUAAGAGUGUGGUGGUUUUGGUGUUUUUUAAAAUCUAUUGACAGUUGUAACUUUCAUUUUCCGGUCAGACAGAAAAAAGAAGCCAACUUUUGAAACAAGUGAGAAGCCGAUAACUGGUUGGGACUUGAGAGUUGGGACUAGGGAUGCUCUGCUGUAAUGGUAGAACUCCAUAGCUGUUUGACGAGUUGUUACAGAGUGGCAAGCCAUUUCGACACAAUUCUUGAAGCAACCCAAGUGGGAAAUUUGAAAGACCAGUAUAUUCUGGGUGAGCAAUUGGGAUGGGGGCAGUUUGGUGUAAUUAGAGGAUGUUCUGAUAAGUUAACAGGUGAGGUGUUGGCUUGUAAAUCUAUUGCCAAAGAUAGAUUGGUCACAUAUGACGAUGCACGCAGCAUCAAGCUCGAGAUUGAGAUAAUGUCUAGGUUGUCUGGGCAUCCAAAUGUUGUAAGUCUCAAGGCAGUUUAUGAGGAUGAACAUUUUGUGCAUUUGUUGAUGGAAUUAUGUGCUGGGGGAGAGCUUUUUCACCGGCUUGAGAAGCAAGGAAGAUACUCAGAAACUGAUGCUCGGGUCAUUUUUAGGCAUCUGAUGCAUGUUGUUAAAUAUUGUCAUGCGAAUGGUGUUGUUCAUAGAGAUUUGAAGCCAGAAAACAUUCUUUUGGCUACAACAUCUUCAUCCUCACCAAUUAAGUUGGCAGAUUUUGGUCUUGCAACCUAUAUUAAACCUGGGCAGAAAUUGCAUGGCAUAGUCGGAAGUCCAUUUUACAUAGCUCCUGAGGUACUUACCGGAGGUUAUAACCAGUCUGCUGAUGUCUGGAGUGCUGGAGUUAUUCUUUACAUUCUUCUAAGUGGCGUGCCUCCAUUUUGGGGAAAGACCAAGUCGAGUAUAUUUGAUGCUGUUAGGGCCACAGAUCUGUGGUUCCCUCCCAUUCCUUGGGGUCACAUAUCUGCUUCUGCCAAGCAGUUGAUUGCUGAAAUGCUAUAUGUUGAUCCUUCCAGGAGGCUUACAUCUGCACAGGUUCUAGCGCACCCAUGGAUGGAAGACUGUGCACAAGGACAUGAAGAACUGUACAAUCAGAACAACCGUGUCCUCAGACAGCUGCAACUGAAUGAAGAUUCAUUCUCUAUUUCACAUGUUGACAGGAAUCGAGAUUUUAGCUUCAGUGAGGGGUCACCAACAACUGCAGAUGGGAAACUGUGGCACUCACCUGCAUUCACAUGUAAAUCAUAUUUUUCCUCUUUCCUAGACGAGAACAGCAAUCCUUGCCAUGCAUCUGUGUGCUUUUCUUUCCGCAGCUGCACCUGUGAGUCAAGUCCAACUGAGUUUUCUUCUCCAAUUCCGUCAAUGCCUAGCUUUACCUUCUUCAGUCCAAGUUCUGCUGCAGAAGAAGAAAACAUCCUGUUGAGGUUUAAAGCCAAGAUGUCGUCUUUGGAUCCAACUAGUAAAGAGUCAAAUGUGGAGAAGCUACUUGAGCUGGAUUGCUCACCAGCUAAGUGUGAUGAUGGAGACCUAGAACGCAAAGAGUUUCGGAGAGGUGGAACAAAUGUGCUGUCUAGGGUUGCCGGAAUUCACAGCAAACGGAAUCAUACGAUCGGACUUGGUGAGCUUGAUCAGCUAAAUCUCAUUGUAACCAAAUCAGUCAUACGUUGGGCAUCAUGCACUCAUAUUCCUACAGUCCCAUCUCUUAGACUGUCACUGGUCUGCUGAAGUUUUCCUGCGCAGCCAGGGAAAAUAUUAUACAGUAGUUUCAUGAUGGAAACAUAUUUAUACAGUACUUGUAUACACAAAAAAAUUCGAUUGUAGGACUAGUCAUUUGAAGAGCGGAACUCUGAUGUUUGCGCAGGCCUUGUUUUCCAUAAUAUUGGUGGUGUAAAUUUUAAUUAUUUUUUGAG
Molecule: messenger RNA, 2546 nt
Organism: Argentina anserina (silverweed cinquefoil)
Lineage: Eukaryota; Viridiplantae; Streptophyta; Magnoliopsida; Rosales; Rosaceae
Product: calcium-dependent protein kinase 26
Exons: 7
Coding region: 817-2361 (514 amino acids)
Biological process (GO): intracellular signal transduction; protein autophosphorylation; peptidyl-serine phosphorylation
Cellular component (GO): nucleus; cytoplasm
Molecular function (GO): calmodulin binding; ATP binding; calcium/calmodulin-dependent protein kinase activity
Source: RefSeq, a predicted model, not a curated record